Messenger RNA from Elephantulus edwardii (Cape elephant shrew), 692 nucleotides. RefSeq names its product breast carcinoma amplified sequence 2 (gene BCAS2). Gene Ontology annotation, biological process: mRNA processing. The transcript is spliced from 7 exons. Gene Ontology annotation, cellular component: precatalytic spliceosome; Prp19 complex; catalytic step 2 spliceosome. The record is from RefSeq and is a predicted model, not a curated record. Bases 15 to 692 code for a protein of 225 amino acids. Lineage: Eukaryota; Metazoa; Chordata; Mammalia; Macroscelidea; Macroscelididae.
CUUCAGUAAUCAUAAUGGCGGGUACGGGUUUAGUGGCCGGAGAGGUUGUGGUGGAUGCACUGCCCUAUUUUGAUCAAGGUUAUGAAGCGCCCGGCGUUCGCGAGGCGGCUGCAGCGCUGGUGGAGGAGGAAACUCGCAGAUACCGACCCACAAAGAACUACCUGAGCUACCUGACAGCCCCAGAUUACUCAGCUUUUGAAACUGACAUAAUGAGAAAUGAGUUUGAAAGACUGGCUGCUCGACAACCAAUUGAGUUGCUCAGUAUGAAACGGUAUGAGCUUCCAGCCCCUUCCUCAGGUCAGAAAAAUGAUAUUACUGCAUGGCAAGAAUGUGUAAAUAAUUCUAUGGCCCAAUUAGAACAUCAAGCAGUUCGAAUUGAAAAUCUAGAACUAAUGUCGCAGCAUGGAUGCAACGCCUGGAAAGUAUACAAUGAAAAUCUGGUUCACAUGAUUGAACAUGCUCAAAAAGAGCUCCAGAAAUUAAGGAAACAUAUUCAAGAUUUAAACUGGCAGCGAAAGAAUAUGCAACUGACAGCUGGGUCCAAAUUGAGAGAAAUGGAGUCAACUUGGGUAUCCCUGGUUAGUAAGAAUUAUGAGAUUGAACGGAGUAUUGUACAACUAGAAAAUGAAAUCUAUCAAAUAAAGCAGCAGCAUGGAGAGGCAAACAAAGAAAACAUCCGGCAAGACUUCUGA